AUGGCUGUGCUGCUUUCUUUCCUUCCCCGCCCCCCUCCCACGACGCAGGAAGUAAAGCCUUCCGAGCCUAUGACGUCCCAUACUCAGCAGACGAGCGGGCGGCCCGGCCCGCCAAAUGGCGCCUCUGCCCUCUUCCCGGGAGUAUCAUCCCCCCUGCCCGGCCCGCAGCGCCUCCUGCGUUCCUUGACGCUCCGGCCCGCUCGCGAGGUGCGAGCCGCGCUGCGGCUCCAGAACGGCAAUAUCCUACUGGCCUUCUUGCCCGUCGGCCUCGCCGGUAGGUUCCUAGGCUGGGAUCCCGUCCUCGUCCUGGCCUCCAACAUCGUGGCCAUCAUCCCACUCUGCGUCUACGUUUCGUCGUCCUCGGAUCAGCUGGCCGGCCACUUCGGCGAACUGAUUGGCGGGUUCAUUGGCGCCAGCUUUGGCAACAUCGUGGAGCUGAUUGCGGGUAUUCUGAGCGUGAGGCGUGGUGUCGUCUACUUUGCCCAAUCCGUCAUGCUGGGGAGCAUUUUGUCAGACAUCCUCCUGGUGCUGGGCCUCAGCCUCGUGGCCGCCUCGUACAACAUAAGCCGCCUUCUCAAGUUCAACAAGUCGGUGACGGAUACGCUAUCGUCUCUGAUGACCAUCACCGCCGUGACUCUGACUCUGCCCACCGCCUUGCACUCGAAUUUUAGCCACGUUUCGGAGAUACAGGGCAAGAUCCUAGUCUUCUCGCGAGCAACCGCGAGUGUUCUGCUAGUGACUUAUGCGUUAUACCUCUACUUCCAACUUGGCAGCCACAAGCACAUCUUCCUCGAGACCGAGGAGGAGAUUAGUCGCGACGAGCAGGCCGACUCGGACGAGCCCGACAAUGAUGACGACGGCGGCCAUAUCGAUGCUGCGGGCUCGCAGGACUUCCCCGUGCCCAUUCUUCACUCCGUUUCCGUCCUCACCCUGUCUGCCCUGGCGGUUGCGGCGUGCACAAAGGCCACCCUGGAGGCUGUCGAAGUGACCCAGGCGCGGACGGGGAUACCCAAGUCCUUUAUCGCCGCCGUCCUGUUCCCCAUCGGGAGCAACGCAACCGAGUUGACCACCGUCAUUGCUGCCGCCGCCAAUCGCCAGAUCAACCACGCCAUCAGCAUGAUAGUUUCCAGCAUCCUGCAAAUCGCCCUUUUCGUCCUGCCCGCCCUGGUAAUGGUGGGUUGGGCAGCGGGCCAGCCCAUGACGCUCAACUUUAAAUUUUCAGCGGCGCUGCUCCUCUUCUUCGCCGUCAUCGUCGUGAAUAACCUUCUCCACGAUGGGAAGUACGCAUACAUUCACGGCGCAAUCCUUGUGGCACUGUAUGAGCACAACCCUUCCCAACCGGCCCUGCAACUUUGUGUCCUUGGCAAGCGCACUACUGACUGCUUGUUCUAG
Molecule: messenger RNA, 1392 nt
Organism: Gaeumannomyces tritici R3-111a-1
Lineage: Eukaryota; Fungi; Ascomycota; Sordariomycetes; Magnaporthales; Magnaporthaceae
Exons: 3
Coding region: 1-1392 (463 amino acids)
Biological process (GO): intracellular calcium ion homeostasis; calcium ion transmembrane transport
Cellular component (GO): fungal-type vacuole membrane
Molecular function (GO): calcium:proton antiporter activity
Source: RefSeq, a predicted model, not a curated record